UGACUGGGCUCCUUGCACAUGGACGUGCGGCUCCUAGCGUCGGCACCUUGCAAGCACAGCAGUCACCUUCCAACCUCUGCGACUCUCCUCCGCUCAGUCGCAGAUAUUUUGCAGGACGGAGGGGACCGCAAACUGUCCGCUUCGCCCGAUUACAGCAUCUGAGGAGUUUUUCACUGGGAGAUAGGAGCUUUUGCUUUCGCUAGAGUCUACGAUCCACGAAAGACACGCGGCUGGUCGCUUUACCGAGCCAGAGAGGGCAGCCGUGCGUCCUGGUGAUGAGGUUGGUGGCGCACAGCCGACACAGCAUUAAAGGAAUCCCUCUGUAUCCGAAGAAACCGCCCCAGUAAGGGACAAGAACGGGGGAGAGCUGCGGGAACUGGUGUCGGCUGGGACGCUAUCAUUUCGACUAGGAUGCAUCUCUUCAGUGCCAUGUUCCUACUUGUGAUGUUAGCUGUCAUGCCCUGUGAGGUCUUUCCUGUCAGGAUGUAACCUAGCGUACUGAUGAGAAGCAAGAGAGGCGUAGGGUGAAACUUCAGGGAAGAUAUGACAAUAAGGCUCUGUACCCGAGCCCAGAGGAGGGCUGGCAGAUCUACAGCUCGGCACAGGACGCAGAUGGGAAGUGUAUCUGUACCGUGGUCGCACCAGCCCAGAACAUGUGUAACCGCGACCCACGCAGCAGACAGCUUCGCCAGCUCAUGGAGAAGGUUCAGAACAUCAGCCAGUCAAUGGAAGUGCUGGACCUGCGGACGUACAGAGAUCUACAGUAUGUAAGGAACACAGAGAGUCUAAUGAAAGUGGUGGAUGGAAAACUGAAGGUGGCCUCUGAAAAUCCCCGCAAUCUCAAUCCAAAGAGCUUUCAGGAGUUGAAAGACAAGGUGACCCAGCUGCUCCCCCUGUUGCCAGUACUGGAACAGUACAAGGCAGAUGCCAAGAUGAUCCUGCGUCUUCGGGAGGAGGUGAGGAAUCUGUCCUUGGUUCUGAUGGCCAUCCAAGAAGAGAUGGGGGCCUAUGAUUAUGAGGAGCUGCGCCAGAGAGUCCUGCUGCUGGAGACCAGGCUCCACUCCUGUAUGCAGAAACUAGGCUGUGGGAAGCUGACUGGCGUCAGUAAUCCCAUCACAGUACGUGCAUCAGGGUCAAGGUUUGGCUCCUGGAUGACAGAUACCAUGAUCCCCAGCUCAGACAACAGAGUGUGGUCCAUGGAUGGUUACUUUAAGGGACGGCGUGUCUUGGAAUACCGUACAAUGAAUGAUUUCAUGAAGGGCCAGAACUUUGUGCAGCAUUUGCUGCCUCACCCCUGGGCAGGCACUGGCCACGUGGUCUUCAACGGCUCACUGUACUACAACAAGUACCAGAGCAACAUCAUCAUCAAGUACCACUUCCGUUCUCGAAGUGUGCUGGUGCAGCGCAGCCUGAGUGGGGCGGGCUAUAACAACACCUUUCCCUACUCCUGGGGUGGCUCCUCUGAUAUCGACCUCAUGGCAGAUGAGAAUGGCCUGUGGGCCGUUUACACCACCAUCCCCAAUGCUGGGAACAUUGUCAUCAGCCGCCUGGAGCCUCAGAGUCUGGAAGUGCUGCAGACUUGGGACACAGGGUUUCCCAAGCGCAGUGCUGGAGAGUCUUUCAUGAUCUGUGGUACACUUUACGUCACCAACUCCCACCUCGCUGGUGCCAAGAUCUACUUUGCCUACUACACCAACACAUCAAGCUAUGAGUACACAGACAUCCCAUUCCACAAUCAAUACUCCCACAUCUCCAUGAUGGACUACAACCCCAGGGAGAGGGUCCUGUACACCUGGAACAACGGACACCAGGUGCUCUACAAUGUCACACUGUUCCAGGUUAUUAAGACUUCAGGGGACUGAGAGCCCUCAGACUGAACCACUCAAAUAAUGCUGUGAUCAUUGUUCGGGGAGGGACAAAUGAGCUGGGUGGAGGAGGGCACUGGUUGUGGGAGGUGCACUGGGUUGGGGGCGUGUAUGGGCAUAGGCUUGGAUUUUUUUUUUUUUUUUUUAACAAUUUCAAUCUUCAUAGAGUGCUAUUAUUCACAUUCUCAAAAAACCCUCCAACAGCAACAUCGGUAAAGAUACAAAGACUGAGCGCUUCUCUUUUUUUUUUUCCCUUUCUGUGAUGAGUAAGCAUGGUUCUUUUUAUUUGUGAUGAGAAAUAAAUAUCAAUCUUUACCAUUUA
Messenger RNA from Siniperca chuatsi (mandarin fish), 2187 nucleotides. RefSeq names its product olfactomedin 2a (gene olfm2a). NCBI's taxonomy places the organism in Eukaryota, Metazoa, Chordata, Actinopteri, Centrarchiformes, Sinipercidae. The record is from RefSeq and is a predicted model, not a curated record. Bases 654 to 1862 code for a protein of 402 amino acids. Gene Ontology annotation, biological process: signal transduction. The transcript has 7 exons.